AUGGACAAAGGAGAAUACAAUAGCGAUGAUGCUCAGCUGGCCCAGAUGGGCCAUAAGUCUGAGCUGAAGCGAAACUUCUCGCUGAUCUCAAUGCUGGGUCUUGCUUUUGCCAUUCUAAAUGCAGUCACUGGCCAAACAAUAUUCUACCUGACAUUUCUCUUCGCGGAGCUGCCCUCUCAGCUUAUAUCGAAAUGGGUUGGCCCCGAUCGCUGGAUUCCCGUGUAA
This is a messenger RNA of Penicillium hordei, 225 nucleotides long. RefSeq lists its product as uncharacterized. The record is from RefSeq and is a predicted model, not a curated record. The transcript is spliced from 3 exons. Bases 1 to 225 code for a protein of 74 amino acids. NCBI's taxonomy places the organism in Eukaryota, Fungi, Ascomycota, Eurotiomycetes, Eurotiales, Aspergillaceae.